Molecule: messenger RNA, 2425 nt
Organism: Moneuplotes crassus
Lineage: Eukaryota; Ciliophora; Spirotrichea; Euplotida; Euplotidae
Source: the annotation of a GenBank genome assembly
UAUAUAGUUUGUUCAACAUGGAGACAACAGAGAGUUUGACCAAACAGCCAUCAGACAAGCUCGAAAUUAUAGAGCUUGAUCUGAUAAACAGCAAGGAUUAUCUUAAAAAUGUGGUCUAUCCUUAUUUCCUCGAUAUCUAUAACGAUCUCUGCCAACGCUCUGAUGAUCCGGAUAAAGGAGUUGACAAAGUGACAAUGCUGGAGUACAGCAACCUUCCCGGUAUGGUAGGAGAGAGGUUCUUCCACCUCUUUGAUGAUGAUAAAGAUGGCUAUGUCAGUAAGAAAGAGUUCGUCAAAGGGUUUAGUAGAAUAUUCUCUUCCCAUCUUGAUACAUCUCUAAGACUUAUUUUUGAAUUUUAUGAUUUUGAUGAGGAUUAUCUCGUCAACAAAGAAGAUAUCCGGAUUAUUCUGUCAUACGUGCCAAUAUGAGAAAUGGCUAAUAAAGAACGUGAAAAAGAAGGGAAAUACACGUCUGGGAUAGGAGCUGAGACUUCCUUCUCAGACAGGAAAGAAGCCCAGGGAGAAAUCCAAGAACUUCUGGACAAAAUGUUUGAAAAUAGAUCUAAGAUAAAUUAUGAGGAGUUUAAAUAAGUUCAACCAAGAAGUCACUUCUGAGGCUUUGCUUUGUAUUCUAAACACUCUUAGAAAUUCCUUACCAUGAACGAAUAACUUUUAUUUAUAUCUGAGAAAUUAUCAAAAGGUGCUAGAAAAGGGGACAAAGGCAACUACAUUGAAGGAAUCUAUGAAGCCUAGCUUAAGUGCUACCCCUCAGAUUAAGAGUUCUCCGCUAGCAUCUCCUUCGAUGGGUAAGAAAUUCUUAGCUACUUCCUUAUUGGUCUCUGAGAAAAUUCAGAAAAAGGAAAUUCCUAAAGAUCUCGUCAAGAACGAUGCUCAAAAUGCGCUGCUCAAGUACGCAUUAGGAUCAGAUUCUUAUGAGAAAAUCUCGAAAGAAGACUCCAAAAGAGCAGAAGGAGCUGGCUUAAAAUCCUCUGUCAUGGCAAGUGAAGCCAAAUCUAAGAGACUUAUGGAGAUUGCUAAGCUUCAAGAGGAUUUAAACAUUGACUACAAUGCUGUCAGAAUGCCCAAUUCCAAAACUAAGGUAAAUUUCAAGGCCACCAAGGUGCUGGAGGAGGAGAAGAAGUCCUUGAAUGUCAUAAUGGAUGACAACCCUACUAAUAACCUUCUGAGAUCCCCCAGUACUUUCCUUAAGGGAACCAAGAAAGUGCCAAAAGAGUUAGGCAAGAUCUGCAUUUGCGGGAGAAUGCCAGUAAUGGAGGGCGAAGAUAGCUGCAUGCUCUGUGAGAAAAAGGACAUCAAAAUGGAAGGAUAUCUCCUUCGUAGAGCUAAGAAAAAGAACAAGCUGAAAUAAAGAAUGGUUCUCCCUCCUUGGUCGAGAGCUUUAUUACUACAGAAGUAAGAAAGAAAGUCAGCAUAAGAACCUGUAUGUCUUAGUUGGUGUGUAUAUUAUGAAGGAAGAUUUCAUAAUGUUUCAAGGCGAGUUAAAAUUGUUCCCAUUCACCUUAGUUUUCCCUCACAAAACAAGAACAUUUUAUCUUCUAAAGGAGCUUGAGAGAGACAAAUGGGUAAAGAUUCUGAAGUCUGUAGUCGGAUACGCAGACUUUUUCGAUUUCUACAAUCCUCAGGAAAUCAUAGGCAAGGGGAAGUUUGGAGUGGUCAAGAGUGCUUUGCAUUUAAAAACUGGGAAAUAAGGUAGCAGUCAAAAUCCUUCAGAAAAGCGAAAUGUCUAACAAAGAUUUGGAGCUACAGAAAUAGAGAAAUAGAGAUUUUGAAGAUAUGUCAGUUUCCGAAUAUAAUCAGACUCCUGGAUAUAUUUGAGAACGACACUACUCUGUUCUUAAUCCUUGAAUAUCUUCCUGGUGGAGACAUGUUUGACUACCUACAAGACCGAGGAUUUGAUAUUGAGGAAUCAAAAGCCCAGGAGUUUGUAAAGAAAAUAGCCAAUGCGCUUGAGGAUCUUAAACCAGAGAAUAUAUUAAUGAGCUCGAAAGAUGAUAGUGCGGAUAUAAAACUGAGUGAUUUUGGUCUUUCAAAAAUUAUCGCUCCAAAUGAAAGAUCCGAUGAGCCAUUUGGAACAAUCUCAUAUGCUGCCCCAGAGGUACUUUUAGGAGAAGAAUAUGAUAAAUCUGUUGAUCUAUGGAGUAUUGGAGUUGUUAGCUAUCUCCUCGUAUCCGGAACUCUUCCAUUUGAUGAUGACAAUGAAGACCUAAUUUUGGAAAGAGCAAUAAAUGAAGAGCCUGAUUACCACAGUCCUUGGAUCGCCAAGGUUUCUAAAGAAGGCAAAGACUUUAUAAAAAGAUGCCUGUCUAAGGAUGCAUCAAAAAGAUUAACUCUCAAAGAAGCUUUGAAUCAUCCUUGGCUUGCUUAACUUAAUGAUUAAUUAUAUAAACUCAUCCCAACCUCUAUUA